CGCGACGUGUGGGAGAGCCCUGUGCCUCGCCCGCCCGGACCAGCCUGCCCCGGCGCCGAGGUCGCUCCUGCGCUUGGCCCAGCCCAGCAUGCAGCCUUGAACCUGGGUUAGGCCACCGCCUACUCCAGUUCUCUACAGCCCCUAUUGUACUGUGACUCAAGGAGUAGGUGCUAGGCUCAAGGUAUCUGAAUAGCAUCUUUUCAUCAAGGAAACACCGCGGCUCCAGUGGGCCCUGCAGGCCCCACAGUCAGCUCUCUGACAAGACAGCAUGGCUGUUGCCCUGCAGCCCAGUGACCUGAUCUUUGAGUUUGCAAGCAACGGAAUGGAUGACAUCCACCAGCUAGAAGAUCCCUCCGUGUUUCCAGCUGUGAUUGUGGAGCAAGUCCCCUACCCCGAAUUACUGCACCUGUACUCAGGCCUGGAGCUGGAUGACGUUCACAAUGGCAUCAUAACAGAUGGGACAUUGUGCAUGACACAGGAUCAGAUCUUGGAGGGCAGUUUUUUGCUGGCAGAUGACAAUGAAACCACCUCACAAACCGUGUCAACCACUGAAGUCUUGCUCAACGUCGAGUCUCCCAACAACAUCCUGGAUGACAAGCAGAUCUUUAGCACCUCCGAAAUGCUUCCAGAGCCAGACCCUGCUCCAGCCAUGACACUGCCCAACUACCUGUUUCCUGUCUCUGAGCCCGACGCCCUGAACAGGGCUGGUGACACUGGUGACCAGGAGGAGAACUGUCUGGAGGAGAAGGUCCCCAGAGAAGAGAGCGCUAAGAAGACUGGAAAAUCAAAGAAGAGAAUUCGGAAGACCAAGGGCAACCGCAGUACCUCACCCGUCACUGACCUCAGCAUCCCCAUUCGGAAGAAAUCGAAGGAUGGCAAAGGCAGCACCAUCUACCUGUGGGAAUUCCUCCUCGCACUUCUGCAAGACCGGAACACCUGCCCCAAGUACAUCAAGUGGACCCAGCGAGAGAAAGGCAUCUUCAAGCUGGUGGAUUCUAAAGCAGUGUCCAAGCUGUGGGGGAAGCAGAAGAACAAGCCUGACAUGAACUAUGAGACGAUGGGCCGGGCACUCAGAUAUUACUACCAACGAGGCAUCCUGGCCAAAGUGGAAGGGCAGAGGCUGGUGUACCAGUUUAAGGAAAUGCCCAAGGACCUGGUGGUGAUCGAAGACGAGGAUGAGAGAAGCGAGGUCACAGCCACAUCCCCUCAGGCCUCUGCUCCCUCCACCUCCUCUGGCGGCAGCUCCCGGAGAGCCAGUUCCCGGGUCUCGUCUAGAGCUGUCCCGCAGGGCAAGGGUGACACUUCUUGGGAAAAGCCGAAGGUGCAGCAUGUUGGUCUCCAGCCAUCUGCGAGUCUGGAAUUGGGAUUGUCUGUAGACGAAGAGAUCCCCACUACCUCCGCCAUGCUUGUCUCUCCACCAGAGAGCCAGGCCAAAGUCACCAAAGCUGUGAGUACUUCUUCCGUGCCCAGCAACAUCCACCUAGGAGUGGCCCCCGUCAGGUCGGGCUCGGCCUUGACCCUGCAGACCAUCCCGCUGACCACAGUGCUGACCAACGGGCCUCCUGCCAGUACUACUGCUUCAACCCAGCUCGUUCUCCAGAGUGUUCCACCUGCUUCCACCUUCAAGGACACCUUCACUCUGCAGACCUCCUUCCCCCUGAACACCAGUUUCCAAGAGAACCAGGUGGCAGCACCGGGGGCUCCGCUGAUUCUCAGUGGCCUCCCCCAGCUUCUGGCUGGGGCCAACCGUCCGACCAAUCCGGCACCACCCUCAGUCAUGGGAGCUGGCCCAGCGGGGCCCAGCUCUCAGGCCCCUGGGACUGUCAUUGCAGCCUUCAUCAGAACUUCCAGUGCCACUGCAGCCCCUGGGGUCAAGGAAGGGCCACUGAGGUCCUCAUCCUAUGUGCAGGGCAUGAUGACUGGGGCCCCCAUGGAGGGCCUGCUGGUUUCUGAAGAGACCCUGAGGGAACUCCUGAGGGAGCAAGCUCACCUUCAGCCACUUCCAAGCCAGGUAGUUUCAAGGGCUUCCCACAACCCAAGCCUUCUGGGAAACCAGACUUUCUCUCCUCCCAGCCGCCCCACUGUUGGGCUGACCCCAGUGGCUGAACUUGAGCUCUCCUCAAGCUCAGGGUCCCUGUUUACGGCUGAGCCUAAUAUAAGCACACCUGGGAGCCUGCUGACUAGAUCCCCAACCCCAGCCUCCAUCUCCCCAUUCAACCCCACUUCCCUCAUUAAGAUGGAGCCUCAUGACAUGUAAAUGGAGGGGGUCGGGGAAAUGUGACUGCCAGGCAAGGUUGAGCAGCAUUUGUACACGGACUUCCUCUAAGAGAGACUGACCGAAGCAGCACACCAGCCCUUACAUUUCAGCAGGGUGUCAAUACACCAGACCCCAUGCCCCACCCCUGCCUGGUGUCACCAUGGCCAAGACAGGCCCAGUUGGAGCAUCCCUGGUGUCAGACCAUGGCUUUCAAGAGUAUUAGGGGAUAUGCUCUUGUUGGGGUAAUGGGCUGACUUGCUGAUGGAGGCAAACCUUCUGAGAUGUUUGUAACCAGGGCUGGGGUAGGGGCUUCAUGAGAAGAGUCUUUUCACCUGGCUGUAUUCCACCGUCUUCGUUCCUUCUGCAGAGUA
Messenger RNA from Budorcas taxicolor (takin), 2628 nucleotides. It is a transcript of the gene ELF4, whose product is annotated as E74 like ETS transcription factor 4. The record is from RefSeq and is a predicted model, not a curated record. The transcript has 9 exons. Lineage: Eukaryota; Metazoa; Chordata; Mammalia; Artiodactyla; Bovidae. Bases 269 to 2257 code for a protein of 662 amino acids. Gene Ontology annotation, biological process: cell differentiation; regulation of transcription by RNA polymerase II. Gene Ontology annotation, molecular function: sequence-specific DNA binding; DNA-binding transcription factor activity, RNA polymerase II-specific. Gene Ontology annotation, cellular component: nucleus.